AUCCCCCCGCGCUCGGCGCGCCGUAUGUCAUCAGUGGGUUGAGAGCAUAGACUGUAUGGUUGAGAGCAAACAUCGUUUGAAUGCCGGGAGGCGGUCAUUGGUGAAUCAAGCUGUGUGCAGUAACGUUAGGAGAUUAGUGAAUCGCAGCUGGAAUGCGAGCUUGAUUCACAAAGGCAAGAGAGGGAGACAAAGCCACCGCGCAGAAGAUACGCACACCAGACUGCCACAUCCCGCACAGCCAUGAAGGGAGAGCAUUUAUUUGCCAACAUGAGAAGCGCUCCAUUCGUCCAGCGGGUUUACCUCCUAGGAGGGGAAGAGCUGGUAGUCCUGCAGUCCACCAUGGGAGAGUCCUCACUGGGAGACAGUUUCCAACAAAUCACCGAUUUCAAUGAUCUCCCCACGUCCCUCUUCGCCUGCAACGUGGACCAAUCAGUAUUUGAAGACCAUGAGGGCAAGGAAAUGUUCGAGGCGCUCUUUCUCGCGUACGAUGAGGGUGUGACGUUCCAGCAGUUUAAGAGCUUCCGACGUGUACGAAUCAAUUUUAGUAACCCCAAAGCAGCAGCCAGUGCUAGAAUAGAGCUGCACGAGACACCUUUCAGAGGAAAGAAACUUAAACUCUAUUUUGCCCAGGUGCAGAACCCAGCAUCCGAAGGAGACAAUUUGCACCUGGCUCCUCCCCAGCCUUCCAAACAGUUCCUCAUCUCUCCUCCUGGCUCACCUCCAGUUGGCUGGCAACAGAUUGACGAGACCACACCAGUUAUUAACUACGACCUGCUUUAUGCAGUUGCCAAGCUUGGCCCAGGUGAGAAGUUUGAGCUACAUGCAGGCACAGAGUCUACGCCCAGCGUGGUGGUCCAUGUCUGUGACAGUGAUACAGAUGAGGAAGAGGAACCAAAGAACAACCCUAAACCAAAAAUCAUCCAGACCCGACGCCCAGACCUGCCAGUCUCGCACUGAACUCUACAGCUCCACAGAGUCAGGAGGAUUUAUCCCCUCCACCAUCUCCUUCACAGGACCUCUGCCACCCUCACUCAGAACCUUGUUAAACACACAACCAGGGUCUGAGGAACUCUAAUACAUGUUUCUCAUUCAGCACACACAUGUAUACAAUACUAAAUGUGCUGUCACACAAUUUUAUUUUUAUGUUGCAAUACUCUGUGUUAAAUAUGGCCGCUCUCUGUAACUCUUUCCCAAUCUGACUCUGUUGUAAUGUCAUCUGAUCACCAGUUAGAGGCAGCAUGUAACCGUCCCUGCUCUCACCUACAUUUCUGAUUGGCUCCUGGGCUGUGGCACAUGAUAGUGUCAGAUGUGCUUACUGGCUGAUAGCUGGCCACUUGGCUUUGCUCUUGCACCACAACUAUGUACCAUUUGUACCCAGCAAGCCAUUAAUAAUAUUACAUUCUUCAUAAGGGCAUGCUAGCCGCUAAAUGUGGCUAAACACCAGCGCUGCAUGUGGCACCCUUAGAAAUAUAUCUUCCCUAACAAAUUUCUGUCAAAUAACCCUAGUAUGGCAAAUGGUUCACUUUUGCAGAGCAAAAAGUGCAGACCACAAGAAUCAUUCUCUUCAGGCCAGUGCAUGUUCUGGUAGCUGUUUCCCGCUGUGUAUAACCGUCUCUGUGUCUCGCCAACAGUGUUCUUGAAGAAAAACAAUGCUUUUCCAAACGAUAAGCUGACAUUUUGAUCACACCUUUCAAUGGAACCUAUAUGAGUUGCUUCCUCAAUGUAAUUUUUUUUUUCUUAUGCCCUUUUCAAGAUGGAAACCUUAAAGAACUUUUUUUUUCCUGUAAGCUCCCAUUAGAGAUUAGAUGACAUCAAUGGGUAAUCAGAUGUCAUUUAAUGAAGUCUGUAUCAUGCACGGUUACUCGUUUCUAGAAUUUAAUGUAGUUGUCCAAAUCCAUAGCUCUCCUCGUAGUCUGUGAGACUUUCGCACACAAGUUCAUUUCUAAUCAUGUCAAAGAAAACAUGCACAGUAGGAUGCUACUGAGACAGAUCUUCCAAGUGCUAUUACACAGUGGGUAACAAAAAGCAAACGUUACGAGGAUGAUGUCGACCUUCCUUAUUCAAUCAGUAUCUUUUUGGUGUGCCUAACUCAUUUAUGGAUUAUUUAGCUAAAAAAAUUUAUUUAUAUAUCUAAAGUACAUAACAUCAUGGCAUGCACACACUUUAUCCAUAGAUUUGAGUCGCAAAGGCACUAUAAAACCCGAAUAGUCGGCAAAACAUUAGUUAGUUAUGGUAUAAAGAUUAUAUUAUUUCUUCCAAGAUAUAUAAAUGUCACCCAUCCCGGAAAGUACAUCAACACUGUGAUGUGUCAUUAAUGUAAUCCUUGACUGACGCCCUACGUUGAAAGUAUUAUUGUACGAGUAUGUUGUAAAUUUAAGGAGGUUAUCUGGCUUAAACAUCUGUUGCUCAGUGUUCACGACUUGUUAAGGGUGGUAGCUAUUUUUCACCAUUUUUCCUCAAAUCUCUGUUGAAUUGGAUUGCUCUUUGAUCCAAAUGCUGUAGGUUUGCAACUCAUCUGUCUGUGUCCAUUAGCCUGAAAUAAUGUAGAAAUAAUACACCCCAUCCCCCUGAAGCAGUGACUCUUUCACUGUUCUGGAAACAGGGUACUUACUGCUCUCUCUUGACAUCACCGUCUGCAUUGUGACACACAGAUGUUUCCUUAUGCUACCACAGCCUCAAGCCUUAUUUGAUUUAUUGCUCACAAGACGAGCAGUGCACACUCUGGUCCUCUUCUCUGAAAAAAAAA
Molecule: messenger RNA, 2746 nt
Organism: Sinocyclocheilus grahami
Lineage: Eukaryota; Metazoa; Chordata; Actinopteri; Cypriniformes; Cyprinidae
Product: calcipressin-2-like
Exons: 5
Coding region: 241-957 (238 amino acids)
Biological process (GO): calcium-mediated signaling
Cellular component (GO): cytoplasm; nucleus
Molecular function (GO): nucleic acid binding; calcium-dependent protein serine/threonine phosphatase regulator activity
Source: RefSeq, a predicted model, not a curated record